Drosophila willistoni is the source of this 984-nucleotide messenger RNA. RefSeq lists its product as uncharacterized. The record is from RefSeq and is a predicted model, not a curated record. Lineage: Eukaryota; Metazoa; Arthropoda; Insecta; Diptera; Drosophilidae. Gene Ontology annotation, biological process: regulation of DNA-templated transcription. Bases 1 to 984 code for a protein of 327 amino acids. Gene Ontology annotation, cellular component: nucleus. The transcript is spliced from 2 exons. Gene Ontology annotation, molecular function: transcription coregulator activity; RNA binding.
AUGGACUUCUCGGUUAAUAUAAUUUCGGCUAGUGCUUUCGGUUCUUUUGGCGACAUAUAUAGGUUCGAGGAUGGCAGCGGAGAUGCGCGUUGUCCAUUGUUAUUGGGCAGAAGCAGCUACUGUGGAUUCGGCAGAGUUCAAGGUCAAGGGCUAGACCAGAACGAAACUGAAGAAGGCGGCGUUGGUGGACAUCGUGACGUGGGUAGACGCCACAGUGUGACCACAAUGGCAACGGCCACAACCAUGGCGGCAUCUUCAACCAUGAUAUUGAGCUCGAGGUCAAGUCGUUUCGGGUUAGCCGAAAUGAACAGAAAUGUGGUUCAGCCAUCGAUGGAUAUUGGUGAACAGCGACAACAACAAUAUCAUCGACAACAGACUGGCAUAUCCAUGAGCUUCAGUAUGUUAUUGGCCAGGAUUUUGACAGAGGAACCGACACGUAUGAAUCCAAAUAUAUUACCGUCCGUUGAUGGUGUCCCGUUCAUUAUGCUCGGGCAAGAGCGAUUCGAACUGGAACCAGAGACGAUCUUUGUGCUGGGCAUGCGUCUGAGUGUGACGAAAAAUGAUAUUCUCAUGUUCUGUACUUCCGUGGGAAUGAUCGACCAUGCGAGUAAACCAAGGAUUUUUGUGUACAAAAAUAAGCAAAAUGGACGAUCAAAGGGUGAGGCGACCAUUACAUAUAUAAGUCCGUUCAUGGCGGAAAUGGCCAUUAGAUGCCUGAAUGGCAGCAAAUUUAUGGGAGAAACUAUAACGGUUUUACCGGCAUAUCUAUCAACGCGCAAGGGUCGUGGCAUCCGCUAUAGAUAUCCUCGAGAGUUCGCUCCAUCGAACAAUCGGGAACACCAACAGGAUCGGCAGCAGCAGAAUCGUCAACGUCGACCGCGUAAAUGGAGACCGGCUCGUGACAAUUGGUAUUGCAUGUCCUCCCGGAACAGUAAUUUUGUUUGGCGCUCCAAUUGCAAUCGUUGCAAGGCCAGCAAAUCGUAG